GCAAGUAGAUGGGCGGCGUUUGGCUCAACGCAAAUUAAUCAUCAAACCAAAUUUGUUUUCCUUCUUCAACCCAAUUUCCUACACUUUCCCUUUUAAGAUUCUAAGAUCCGGAACUCACUUCCAAUUCGGGUUCUACUGAAUGAAAUGUUGCCGUUGAGGAAAAGCAGGUGAUUCUUAGAUUUUGAAGUACUCCAAUUUAUUUAACUUCCAGUGCUUGCAUUCGUUGUAAUUCUAAUCUAAUUUGUAAUACUAGUAGUAUUCUGUAUAUUUUGCAAGUAGAUUUUGCUUUAUGUCAUUUUUCUGUACAAGACAACAAAGAAAGCUAGAAUUUUACUAGAAAGUAGAAAUUGCUUGAGUUUUUUCUUGUCUGAGGGAGUAUAUUUCACUAUUGUUGUUGUUCUUGGAAAUGGAUAUGCACCGAGAUAAUGGAUUUUCUAAUGGGAAUGUGGUGCAAAUUAUUUCUGGGAGCUCUGGGAAUGGUGGUAGUGAGAACUGGGGGCCGGGGUCAUCUGAUCAGGCGAUUUGGGCUACCGAGGAUGACUAUGGAAUGUGGAGUGGCGACACUAAUUCAAACCCGAAUUAUGAGGGAAUGCCAUCACAGGCCCGGUCAGGAAGCGAGCCUCCAAGUAAAAGAUCCAAGUCAGGGGAUUUGAUGUCUUCCAACAGAUCAAAGGCGAUCGGGAAGAUGUUUUACAAGACCAAACUGUGCUGCAAAUUCCGAGCUGGCACUUGCCCGUAUGUCACCAACUGUAACUUUGCACACAACAUAGAGGAACUCAGGAAACCGCCCCCUAACUGGCAGGAAAUCGUGGCUGCACAUGAGGAAGACCGGCCAGCGUCGUCUGAGCCAAGGGAGGAAUUCCAGAUACCGAUUGUGGGAGCCACUGAGGAGACGCAGAGGUCAAACAAAGGGCGGCACUGCAAGAAGUUCUAUACUGAGGAAGGCUGCCCUUAUGGUGAGAACUGCACUUUCCUUCACGAUGAGCAGUCAAAAACCCGAGAAAGUUUUGCCAUAAGCUUAGGCCCUGGCAGCGGCGCUAGUGGAUAUGGGAAUAACGCGAAUUCAGUAGCCUUGAAGCCAUCAAAUUGGAAAACAAGGAUUUGUAAUAAGUGGGAGCUUACCGGGUAUUGCCCGUUUGGCAGCAAGUGCCAUUUCGCCCAUGGAGCAGCAGAACUGCAUAAUCACGGCGGAUUGGACUCAGAAGUUAAAGAUGCUUCCACUCAAGGGGAAGUAGCUACUAAAACUUCAGUGGAUUCUGUUCUUGCAUCUGUCACCUCCGUUCCUUAUUCCAAUGCCUACCACCUUGGAGUCCCGGCACAAAGGCUGCCGAAUGUGGUUCAGAAGACUGGUGGACACAGACCGACACAGAAAUGGAAGGGGCCGGACAAAAUUAGCAAGAUAUAUGGUGACUGGAUCGACGACCUCUAGUAGACUUUGGUGCAGGUUUAGGUAGCUGAUGAUGGACAUAACUUCUCUAUGAGAAAUUUUCAAAGUUUAGGGGGAAAAUUUUACAAAAUCUCAAAGUUGGGGGAAAAUUCUAGAAAACAACGAAAGUUCGUCUAUUUUUAUGCUUCAAUACUCGUCGCUUUUUGCCACGUUAGCACAUCCAAUGUACUUAAAUUAUUAUUUUA
Salvia hispanica is the source of this 1632-nucleotide messenger RNA. Its product is annotated as zinc finger CCCH domain-containing protein 12-like. Gene Ontology annotation, molecular function: mRNA binding; metal ion binding. The record is from RefSeq and is a predicted model, not a curated record. NCBI's taxonomy places the organism in Eukaryota, Viridiplantae, Streptophyta, Magnoliopsida, Lamiales, Lamiaceae.